Molecule: messenger RNA, 1069 nt
Organism: Branchiostoma floridae (Florida lancelet)
Lineage: Eukaryota; Metazoa; Chordata; Leptocardii; Amphioxiformes; Branchiostomatidae
Product: mucin-5AC-like
Exons: 1
Coding region: 23-1069 (348 amino acids)
Source: RefSeq, a predicted model, not a curated record
UUCAACACAUUUUCAAACAUCAAUGCUUUCACAAGCCAACAAAAAUUCCAGCACAUUGAGUACACUUGAGACAACACCUUUUAGGACAGGAAUUGGAACUGAAGGAACGUCAACUCAGAUGACCACAACAAUGCCCACCUUGUUAAGUACACUUUCAACAACGCCAUUUGAGCAAGACUUAACAUCUUCAACAUCUCCACAGUCAGACACAACAACAUCUAACACAUUUAAUUCACUUGAGACUACACCCUUUGACCUACUUGAUAAAAGUCCAUCUGUGACUCCAUAUGUGUCUGCAGCACACUCCUCAAAGAUAUCAUCAACAUCUAAAAGGACCAGUGGAGCAUUAACGUUUCCAACAAUGGCAACUAUAUCAGAGAAGGAAUACCGAACACCUUUUAUAACACCACACCUGCCUUCCAAAACAUUAACUACAUUAGCGUCUUUGGCAAAAACAUUGCCAAAUAGUCCCCAUACUACUGCAUUACCUGCAAAAGCUUUUUCUGUAUCCCCAACAUCUUUAGAACCAAGUGAAACAAAGGUGAAAACAAGUCAACCAUUGCUGUCACAAACAACUGACAAAUCAUCAACAACAUUUUGGGGAACAACUGCUUCAUCUCAAAGAAAAGUCAGUCCUCUAGCAUCGCGACUUUCCUCAAAACCAACAACUGAUAUAGCUACUUCUAUAACAUUGCCAGCUAGAUCCUCCCUUUUGACAUCACCUAACACAAUAGUGCAAACUAGUAUGCAAUCCCCAUCCUCAGAAAAAUCUACAACACAUAGAGACACAGUAAGUAUAUCAGUAAGACAGAAACCACCUACACAACAAGUUACAUUUUCAAAAUCAGCUCCUGUUAGGCUUACAUCCCCAGCAUCUACCACAAUGUCUGUAACUUCAUCUCCAUUGAUAUUUCAAUCAGCGACAAUUCCACAACGGGUGCCCAAUACUGAGCCAAUGCCGUCAGUCUCUCACUCGGCUGCAUCAUCUGAACGGAAAACACUGCCCACAUCCUCUCUACCUUCACAUCAACCAUCAACAAUGGUAUUAUCCACAAUAGGUAAGUUUUAA